CCUCCAGCAUGUAUUAAUAGAAUGACCAAAGGACUGCAUUCUCAUUGUGAAUGUGCUACUAACCAGCUGUCUGCCUUCUGGACAAAUCACCUCAUCUAAGUCUGCGAUUGAUUCACUGAAAUAAGUGGUUUAGACAUGACGUUUCCAAAGGUCAGUCCAAAAUGUGGGUGCUUUUCAUGGUGGCAGCUUUGCUAUCUGCACUUGGAACUACACAUGGUCUUUUUGGAAAAUCAGCACCAACAAACCCUGAAGUGAAUAUGAAUAUUAGUCAGAUAAUUUCCUACUGGGGAUACCCAAAUGAAAAAUAUGAAGUUGUGACUGAAGAUGGUUAUAUCCUUGAGGUUAACAGAAUUCCUUAUGGGAAGAAAAAUUCAGGGAACCGAGGCCAGAGACCUGUCGUAUUUUUGCAGCAUGGUUUGCUCGCAUCGGCCUCAAACUGGAUCUCCAACCUGCCCAACAACAGCCUGGCCUUUAUUCUGGCAGAUGCUGGCUAUGAUGUGUGGCUGGGGAACAGCAGAGGAAAUACCUGGUCCAGAAGAAAUUUAUACUAUUCACCAGACUCCGUUGAAUUCUGGGCUUUUAGCUUUGAUGAAAUGGCUAAAUAUGACCUUCCAGCCACAAUUGACUUCAUUGUAAAGGAAACUGGACAGGAAAAGCUUCACUAUGUUGGUCAUUCCCAGGGCACCACCAUUGGUUUUAUUGCCUUUUCUACAAAUCCCAAGCUGGCUGAAAGAAUCAAAACCUUUUAUGCAUUAGCUCCAGUCGCCACUGUGAAGUAUACAAAAAGCCUUAUGAACAAACUUAGGUUUAUUCCUCCAACCUUGUUCAAGAUUAUAUUUGGUGACAAAAUAUUCUACCCACACAAUUUCUUUGAUCAAUUUCUCGCCACUCAAGUGUGUUCCCGUGAGACACUGAAUGUCAUUUGCAGCAAUGCCUUAUUUAUCAUUUGUGGCUUUGACAGCGCAAACUUGAACAUGAGUCGCUUGGAUGUGUACGUGUCACAUAAUCCGGCAGGAACUUCAGUUCAAAACAUGCUGCACUGGACCCAGGCUGUUAAAUCUGGAAAUUUUCAAGCUUUUGAUUGGGGAAGUCCAGCUCAGAACAUAGUGCACUUCAAUCAGCCCACACCUCCCUACUACAAUGUGACUGCCAUGAAUGUGCCAAUUGCAGUGUGGAGUGGUGGCAAUGACUGGUUGGCUGACCCCCAAGAUGUUGACCUUUUGCUUCCAAAACUUUCUAAUCUCAUUUACCACAAGGAGAUUCUUCCAUAUAAUCACUUGGAUUUUAUCUGGGCAAUGAAUGCUCCUCAAGAAGUUUACAAUGAAAUUAUUUCUAUGAUGGCAAAAGAUAAAAAGUAGUUCUGGAUUUAAAGAAUUAUCCAUUUAUUUUCCUGAAAUACUUUGUUCUC
Messenger RNA from Lepus europaeus (European hare), 1408 nucleotides. It is a transcript of the gene LIPF, whose product is annotated as lipase F, gastric type. Gene Ontology annotation, molecular function: hydrolase activity, acting on ester bonds. The transcript is spliced from 10 exons. Lineage: Eukaryota; Metazoa; Chordata; Mammalia; Lagomorpha; Leporidae. Gene Ontology annotation, cellular component: intracellular membrane-bounded organelle. Bases 162 to 1358 code for a protein of 398 amino acids. The record is from RefSeq and is a predicted model, not a curated record.